Messenger RNA from Arvicanthis niloticus (Nile rat), 4242 nucleotides. It is a transcript of the gene Dcun1d4, whose product is annotated as defective in cullin neddylation 1 domain containing 4. Gene Ontology annotation, cellular component: ubiquitin ligase complex. Gene Ontology annotation, molecular function: ubiquitin-like protein binding; ubiquitin conjugating enzyme binding; cullin family protein binding. NCBI's taxonomy places the organism in Eukaryota, Metazoa, Chordata, Mammalia, Rodentia, Muridae. The record is from RefSeq and is a predicted model, not a curated record. Gene Ontology annotation, biological process: protein neddylation.
GGGGGCGGGGCCUCCUUGCCAGCUGCAGGCGGUUCAACCAACACUCUUUCGGUCAAAUGAGAGCUGAAGAGGGGCGGUCCCCCGGUUGGGGUCUAGCCAAUGAGAAGGGCUGGAUGGGCGGACCAGAGUAGAAGCCGCCGGUCCUCUGUUGCGAGCUAAGGUUUGGGGAGUCGGUAGGGGGACCGCGAGUGGAGCGCGGGAGCCCGGGCGGCAGGCGGGUGUGAGCUGCCCGAAAAUGCACUCGGAUGCUGCAGCUGUCAACUUUCAGCUGAACUCUCAUCUCUCAACACUGGCAAACAUUCAUAAGAUCUACCAUACCCUUAACAAGCUAAAUCUGACAGAAGACGUUGGCCAAGACGAUCACCAAACAGGAAGCCUGCGGUCUUGCAGUUCUUCGGACUGCUUUAGCAAAGUGAUGCCACCCAGGAAAAAGAGAAGACCUGCCUCUGGAGACGACUUAUCUGCCAAAAAAAGCAGGCAUGACAGCAUGUAUAGGAAAUACGAGUCAACUAGAAUAAAGACUGAAGAAGAGGCCUUCUCCAGUAAGCGGUGCCUGGAGUGGUUUUAUGAAUAUGCAGGAGCUGAGGAUGCGGUGGGUCCUGAAGGCAUGGAGAAGUUCUGUGAAGACAUUGGUGUUGAACCAGAAAACGUAGUUAUGCUUGUCCUAGCUUGGAAGUUGGAUGCACAAAACAUGGGCUAUUUUACUCUACAGGAGUGGCUGAAAGGAAUGACUUCCCUACAAUGUGAUACAACAGAAAAACUCAGAACCACUUUGGAUUACUUAAGAUCAUUAUUAAACGAUACAACAAACUUUAAGCUCAUUUACAGAUACGCGUUUGACUUUGCACGGGAAAAGGACCAGCGCAGCCUAGACAUAAACACUGCCAAGUGCAUGUUGGGACUGUUAUUAGGAAAAAUCUGGCCCCUUUUUCCAGUUUUUCACCAAUUCUUAGAGCAAUCAAAAUAUAAAGUGAUAAACAAAGACCAGUGGUGCAACGUGCUGGAGUUCAGCAGAACAAUUAGUCUCGACCUCAGCAACUACGAUGAAGACGGAGCAUGGCCAGUUUUGUUGGACGAAUUUGUGGAAUGGUAUAAAGACAAGCAGAUGUCCUAGGACCUUAUGCAUAGCAGCGAGAGUCACUGUUACCACGGUUAUGUCACCCAUUAGCCAUAAACUGCUGUUUGUAUGGAAGCGCAUGCUGCUUUUCUUGCACUGUCUGCCUCUCGCAGGGGUGUGUUGGUGUUUGCUAUUGAAUGGGCCGUUCUGCUUGAUGUGUAGCGUUGUUCUCUUGGAGGCUGCUCUGCAGUUCGUUCUCACACUACAGAUUGGUGAAUUUGCCAACGUCCUCACUGUGAUUAUGUGUAUAUUGCUGUUUAAAUUUUGUAUAUGUGUAUAAAAUGAAAAGCUUCACCUAGAGAUUAUUUCUGCAAAAAUGUAUGGUAAAAAUAAUUUUGUGGCAUAUUUUUAGUCCCCCCCCCCUUUUUUUUUCCAAAUGAACCAGUUAUACUUUAUUUGGUCAGAUGUAGCAUUUCAGAAAACAUAACUGUCCCCACAAGCAAGUAUUGCCAGAAUUAACCUCACUGCUUAAGAGGCCAACUUCUGGAAGAAGUCAAAGCCAUGACUUACUGUGGCAUAAGCCAAAUAUGACUUGGUUUCCUUGACAACUUUGGUAUUUUAAAGUUAUAAAAAGCUAUAAUUUAUGUGAAUGCACAGAUACAUGGCAUGCUACAAAGCUUUCCUAACACAAGAAGUACAGGUUUAUGGAGUUUUCCUUCCCUCCCCCCCUCCCUUAAAUUGCCCCUUAUUUUACAUUGUAGCUGAAGUUUCCGUAAACCUUUUGCUGUUUCCGCUUUGUGUUUGGUCUGCUGCAGCUGCCCGUGCCACUGUAAGUCAAAAGUCCUUUGUCUCUUCCAUGAGCCUCCUGGUUUGCUGGCGGCAGAACUGCAAAGCACUUUGAACUAUGGCUUGAGAUUUUAGUUACCCUUUUAUGGUGUCUGUAACCCCUUCCCUGGGGUUUUGGAGUUUUCUAUUUGUUUGUUUGUUUGUUUGUUUUGUUUUUUGUUUUAAACCACAAGUGAGACGUGUUUGUUUUCUGUCUUUGUUUCUUCCCUGCUGGGUGUCUCCUGGCAACAUGUCCAUUGCAGGCAGUGGACUGGAAACCACCAGCAUUGAACUAACCCUGUUCACAUUGGGAUCUUUCUCGGAGGGGCCACUUGUCAUUCCCUGAGUCACUCACGGGUACAGAAGGGCGAUAGCCAUUAUGUGGAGGGAAACCAGAGCCAACACAGUGGUAGCUGUGAGUUUGUAUCUUAAGUCUCAUGUCUAAGAUUUGUAGUUGGUUGUCUUGCCCCUCUUGCAGAAGUAUACGGUUAACAGGUUUUCCCAACUAUUCGGUGCUAUGACUCACUCAGUCCCUGAAGUUUAUGAAAACACAUCUAAGAUUUAACCCAGAAAAGAGCUAAUGGCUUUUGCUGGGUCAGCGGUUUGGAGGGAUAAGAUCCUCUCCCGCCCAGGCAGGCGAUGACUGAAAGAUGUUGGGAUUAUCGGCCAAAAAAGAAAAAAAAAGUCUUAUACAUUAAAUGUGAACCUUAAAUGGCACUAAAUGAGCGGAGCACACAGACAUUGCUACCCCUGACCACUGUCUUACAGCUCCUUUUCAAAGUGUUGCUAUUUUCAUAUUCUUUCUUUCCCUGAUUGAACCACCAAAGACAGAAAUGUUGUAUGUAUAUAUCGUGUGCGUGCAUAGACAAAAUCAUGAUGUGGUGGAAUGCAAAUCCUUGCCCUUUUCUACCAAAUAAUGAGGUUUGGUUUGCUAUGAAAUCAGAAGUUUAAAAAACCAACAACCCAAUAUUGCUUUAGCCCAGUUAAUCAUCCUCUGUCUGUAGUCUCAAUUACGAAUUAGUAUCUGAGUACAAGGUAAACUCUUGGACAACCACAGCUGUUGAGACUACUUUGUGAAAGGCAUUCCAGUGCAGACAGGUGUGUGACAGUGGGGACUGCUAAAGUCAGGCGCAGCUCUGGGGAGAAGGAUUCCUUUUUCAGUGUUCCCAAGGUUAAAGAGUCAUUCUCUCAGGGUGACUUGUUGAGGUAGAUCAACUGUCGAUUGACGGAUCACAGGCGAGACUGUUUUAAAUGCUGUGUGAGAGUCUAGAGAAUGCUUAAACACUAAGCACAGUGAAUGUGCAAAUAAAGGGGUGUUACCGGGGUGAGGAAUUCCAUUUCAUCUACAGUAAACAUUUUGAUAACAGAGACUCAAGUAAAAACCACCGUGAUGUAUAGGAUGGAAGUCAGCAUUCUGGAGGGGAUGACCAAUAUUUACAACUCCAGAUAAUCUCUGAACUGCCUUGAGAAACAAACCACUGUGACUGUGGCUUGCCUUUGGAUUUCUCAGUUUGUACAGAGCUAUUUUUAAGGGGAGUCAGACCAAGUAAUAAGACAUCUUUUCUUGAAGAAUUGCCAAGUUAUACAAGUUGAAUGAUCACCAAGAGCACUUAUGGCCAUUGUUGGAAGAAGCCAGGGCAGGGUGCCUUCGGUUCUCUAGUACCCGAACUCCAGCCACCCCUGCUCCCUUCACUUGUGUUUCAGGGCGUGGCAACGCCCUCUUGUUGGGGAAUGCAACUUGCAGACGUUUACACUGCACUAGGUAGAAGUUAUCUGGUGGGAUUUGCCAGAUACCCAUGGUAGCCUUAGGCGCGCCUCUUCUGAAGCAUGAACUCGUGAGUUCAGUAUUGAUAACUGAUUAGACAAAUCUCUAGAUUCUGGUUUAACAGAUUUCUGUUGCCUCUAAGUCUCCAUCCUAACCAUACUUUUGAAGUUUAUACAGAAAGCUUUAAGAGUUUAGUUUGUGCCCUUGGUUUUUAUUUUUACAACUGCUAAAAUACCUCUGUAAGCCUUAUCCUUUAUCCUUUCAUAGUUGUAUAAACUUGUAUAGAAUUCAUUGACCAACUGAAAUGUUGGGUAUCUGUAAAUGAGACCAAAAUGUGGGUUGCUUUUUUUCAUAAAAUAAUUUCUAUUGGGCGUUGCUGUGAAAUGAACAGCAGCCAGCCUGUAACUGUGAAUGCCUUGUGUCGUCAGUAUUUGCAUUACAUUCAUAAAAGUGUGCAAGUCCUGUGACUCCCAGCUUAACUAAAAUACUGUUAUGCCACUUAACGAGCACAGCAAACUGGUUUAGAUUUUAAUGGAACUGAUGUAAAAUGAUAGCCCAUAAAUAAACAGAUAUUUGUGUUUGGUUUCAGAACUGA